This is a messenger RNA of Lytechinus pictus (painted urchin), 4166 nucleotides long. Its product is annotated as CD5 antigen-like. Lineage: Eukaryota; Metazoa; Echinodermata; Echinoidea; Temnopleuroida; Toxopneustidae. The transcript has 5 exons. The coding region runs from base 378 to 1409 and encodes 343 amino acids. The record is from RefSeq and is a predicted model, not a curated record. Gene Ontology annotation, cellular component: membrane.
GACAUUCUCAAUCUUGACUCGCCUGUGAAUACCACUCGCAGAACUCACUCAACCGAGGAACGCACCACCUUUAUGGAGUUUUUGUUUGCAUACAAUGCAUAUAACUAUAAAUUUCACAAUAUGCAUGCAGGCUGUACAGUUGCACAUCGGCUGACGGUGCCUUUUGAACGCUCCUUAUGUUGCUGGUGUACGUGGAGGCAUAUUCAUGUUGACGUGUAAAAUCAUACUCGGACAUGUCGCAAAGGAAUCCUAUACUAACCCUUACAACUCGUGUAAAUUUCAGCUGGUAAAAAAGAAAAGUUCGCACGCCGAUGGGGUGCAUGUAUUAAAUCAACACCUACUGAACCCUGGUAUAUACUUCGUACUGGAAUCAAAUCAUGGAGCAAGUCACUUUGAGUCACAUUGUAUUGUGCCAUGUCAUAGUCAUCACUAUGUGCACAUUUGUCACUAGCAGCUCGAUUCGCCUAUAUGGAGGAUCUUCCGAAAAGGAGGGCGUGGUCCAUGUAAGGGUGGCAGAUAUGUGGAAAGGCAUUUGUAACGAUGGAUGGGAUGCCCUCGAUGCCCUGGUCACGUGUAGACAGCUGGGAUUCACGGAAGGAUACGCCAUGCUAUUCAACGAUGAUUACGUCCAACCCCCUCCUAAAACUACAGAUGUCCCUUUGGUUGAUAAUACUAGGGUCUAUAACUCGGGUGAUGUGGCUGAUAUUGAUGAUUAUGGAGGAAGGGGGUCUUCGGGAGCGUCAACCGAGUUUUUCAUGAUCAUGGGAAAUGAAUUUGCUUGCAACGGCAGUGAGGAAUCUCUCUUGUCCUGCAAAUACAAGCCAUACAACGGGUACUGUAGAAAACGGGCCGGAGUGGUUUGUGACAUCACUCCUCAACAAUUUAACCAACUCCUCGCCAACGUCCAGGGCGAUUAUGAACCUCUUUCUUACACCAUAGCCCCGAAUGGCCAUUCGGAAGGCCGAGUGCUGGCCGUUCAGCAACGGGACUAUACUCGUGUGAUUGUCACCGGCGGUGUUUGUGAUCUUGGUGAAAAGGUGGCUCCCAUAUUGUGCGACGACACACAGGGAUACACUAAUGGCGGAAGGGCAACACAGCCACCUAGCUUCGAAAACCUACCAAUGCUUGUCAAUAGGCUAUCGUGCAAUAGUGCUUACUGGAUAGGGGGCUGUGACGCUGAGCUCUCCGUUGAUGGCGCGUGUCCUUCUGGGGUCCAUGGAAAGGGCAUCGAGUGCUACACAACACUGAGGCCGUCCGUCAUGGGAGCACUGGUCUUCGCUGGCGUCGCCACCAUGAUCAUCCUCGUCGUCGGUAUGUGUUUUAUUCAUUGGAUCAGGAAAGAUAGGAAGUCGGGUUUUAACCAUUCCAUUCUCAGAGUGAGUGAUGAUGGCGGACCUGUGUCCAGCUAACCAUGGCACCACACCUUUACUUGUCUUGUCACGAACUUCGUCUAAAAAACGUUGAUUUAAUGCCUAAUCCCACUGGCCAACGGACACAAAACGUAUGCAUAACGGAUACAGCGGACAAGCAACAUUUCGGGGUGGCUCCAUCCGUUUUCAUCCGCUCCAGAUAUCGGACAAAAUGGGCGAACAAUGAAAACACAUUGGGCGGAUGCUCGAUGGAUAUAGAGCGUAUGAAACGCGUAUGCAGAGAGUACACAACGGAUACAUAACGAUUUCCAACGGAUGGCAAGACUCUUUUCUGAUUUACACCCUCUCUGCAUCCGUAAGUGCAGUGGGACCAAGCCUUUAGUAUCGUCUCACGGAAAGUAUAAACAUGAUAAACGGAAGUUCUUGACACUCCAUUGCUAAUUAUUUUCAUGGGGAAAGGGAAUGCAAUAUAUUUUUUUGUAAUACACUGUAGUUGUCAUUAUGAUCUAAAAUGUUAAAGUAACGAUUGGACUUUUGACAUUUAAUACUGUAAUUGUUAUUUCAUGGUAUUAUGCUUCUUAAAGAUGAAUGCAAGUUGUGGUAAUCAUUUCAAAAUGGGUCCAUACAGGAUUGAAUAAAAUGGCCAGCCAAGUGUCUUGACCAUGUAUAUGACAAAAUGUGCCUUGUGAUUCUGGAAGAAAUGUUGUCAUUGCUCAGGUAUUAGUAAAAUAAGCAUUGCAUUUCAGAAAAAAAAUAUAUAUCGUGUUUCAACUUAGAUUUCUGGAUUUCGCAAGAGUCAGUUUUUGUAAGAGUACCUGGACCAGAUCUAUAUCUAUCAUGUCUAUGGUAAUAAUCUAUGUUGACAAUUAUCAUUGGUUUUAUAUAGACUUCUCGUGUAAUCAAUAUUUACUGCAUAUCCUUCCAUUUAAACCACAUGCAAUACAAAUGUUAGACCUACAGAGGAUAUUCUGUAGAAGAAUUUACUUUACAAUACGAAACAACGUCUCUAGAAAGGAGAGUCUUUCAAAUGUUGGUUUUACUAUAGUAAUUUCUAAUAUCGUUUCAGAAAGUCACGCUAUGUUAAACACACAAGUUGGAAAACAUAUCAAGGUUGAAAACGCCUCUUAAAUUGCCAACAAUCAUGGUAAAUGUCUCAACACUCACAUGCCUUUAGGAACGUACUUCCACAUUUUUGAAAAUCUGAAAGAAUUCGUCUUUUGUGGGGAAAUAGCAAACAAAAAGAAGACUGGGGAUUGAAGCCCUGAAUUGAUGAUUCUGGAACAUGAAAUGAUCCGGCAUCAUUUUAUAAUGAUUUCUUUUCUUCUCCCAAAUCUCGCACAAAUCUAAGACCAAAUUUGUGACUGCGGUUCUGAAAUAUCCCCCACACCAUGUAAGUAUAUAUUAGAUUCAAAGUUGCUCAAAAUCGAUUCGGGGAAGAUACAAAUCCGAUGACAUUUCAUGCCUAGCCGAAAUUAAUGUUUAUUGCCAGAAAAUGAUCGCAAAUAAUUCCCAUCGAAUGACAAUACAAACACCUACGAAAAAGACAGAAAUAUAUACAUUAAAAAGACAAUAAAAAUACAUAAGAAAACAUUGAGGAAUUUUUAAUGUGAUUUUGUUCAAAGUUCCAUAGUCUAUAAACAAAACAUAAGCUCUUCAUUAACAAAUUGUCUAUCUAGAUGUACGGGCAAAUGAGCAUAAUUAAUAAAAACAAAUCUGAAUAAAUUAGGAAGAAUCAUAAUCAGGGCUCUACAAUUUUUUUUUCUCGCAAGUUUUUUUUCAUCACUUGCCCGACAGGGCAAGUGAUGAAAAUAAUUUGAUAGCCCGAUAAAAAAACUGCUUGCCCAAUUUGUUUUAUAAUUUUCUUUCAUUAUUUGUUUUAUGACGGUACUAUUAUUUUUGAAGGUCAUACAAAAUUAAAACGAUUGAGAAUCAUGUAAAGCAAAGAGCACACAUUUAUAAGUUUAUUUUCAGCAAAGUAGGUUCGAGUCAUUACGUUUAUUAAAAAAAAAAACUUUCGCUAUACUAGUAGAUCUAAAUGGGCGUCGAAGGUAAAAAACCUUCACAAAAAGUUGCUAAAAUUUCAUAUUUUGCAUCUUUAAAUCCAUGAAUGGUCAUCUGUUUGCCACAUUUCCUUGGAAUUGUUUUGAUUUAGUUGGAAAAAAAUAUUAAGAAAAUGAAGAAUAUUCAGCUCUUUCUUGACUCUGCAAAAGAUCAUUUUAUUUUUAGAAUACCCCAGGCUUAUUCUGGUUAAGGAACACGUUGUCUCUCUAUUUACACGUUUCUAAUUUAUGGUUGAAUUAUCACACUUUGUUUGUUAAACGUGUUAAUAUGGUUUUUAUGCUACUUGCCUUCAUUUUAAUGAAAGAAUAAGGAAACAAAAACAAAAAUAAACAACGGGCACAAUUUCCAUUUUUACCCCUCCUUUCCACGAGAUGCCUUAGAAUAUUUAUUGCCUAGUUGUUAAUUAUUUAGUAGUGGAAGUAUUUAAUCAUGAAGCUGGAAAUAGAAGAGACGCUUUUACUUUUUUCUUGUUGGCCAACGUCUAAUGGUAAAAGAGCUGUCUCUGAUUUAUCGGAUGCUAUUGUUGCAAGUUUUGUUUGUUACAUCAAUGUAGCAGGAUAAUUGUUUACACUCCUUUCUGUUUAUGUUUGCUGUUUCUUGAAAUUAUAAAAUUUAUUGUUUUGUACACAAUGUAUUUUGAAGGUUUUCAUUGCAGCGUAAAAACUAGUAAGAAUCUCCAACAGAACAGAAACAAAAAGACUUAGAUAAAGAAAAAUAAUAAUUCUACAAACUUAA